This is a messenger RNA of Radiomyces spectabilis, 1199 nucleotides long. RefSeq names its product WD40-repeat-containing domain protein. The record is from RefSeq and is a predicted model, not a curated record. NCBI's taxonomy places the organism in Eukaryota, Fungi, Mucoromycota, Mucoromycetes, Mucorales, Radiomycetaceae. Gene Ontology annotation, cellular component: catalytic step 2 spliceosome. Gene Ontology annotation, biological process: mRNA splicing, via spliceosome. The transcript is spliced from 8 exons. Gene Ontology annotation, molecular function: protein binding. Bases 52 to 942 code for a protein of 296 amino acids.
UUUUCAAUUCAAUAAAGUAACAGAAGAACUCACAUUCGCAUAUACCACUAAAUGGCUCCUUAUCCGACGGAAUGCAUUCAAGAACUUAAAGCACACAAAGGACCGGUCAAUGAAGUGUGUUACAAUAAAUCGGGACAGUAUUGCGUUUCGGCAGGCCGAGAUCGAACCGUGCGAUUAUGGAAUCCACUCAGUGCCAUGCUUUUACACACCUACACGGGUCACAGCCGUGACGUGCUUGGGGUGUCUGUAGCAUCGGAUAAUGCCAAAAUUGCGAGUUGCGGUGCCGAUAAAGCAGUGAUCUUGUGGGACGUUGGUACAGGUGAAAUCUUGAGACGGUACACAGCUCACUGGGAGCGUGUCAAUUCAGUAGACUUUAACGAUGAUGCUACCGUUCUUGUCAGCGGAUCGUUUGAUGCCACCAUUCGAAUAUGGGAUUGCAAAUCCAGUAAUUUUUCACCGAUUCAAGUGAUUGAAGAUUGUAAAGACAGUAUCAUGUCCAUUCAAGUCAAAGGUCCUGAAAUCGUAGCAGGAUGUGCCGACGGUCGGUUGCGAGUGUUUGAUCUACGUAUGGGGCAGUUAUCCGAAGACUAUAUUGGUCCGGCUAUCACCUCUGCGCGAUUAUCAAAUGACGGCAAUUGUGUGCUCGUGAGUUCACUGGACAGCACCAUACGACUGAUGGACAAGGCCAACGGACGGUUACUGAAUGAGUUCAAAGGGCAUAAACACACGGAAUAUAAACUGCAGUCGACUAUGACAAAUACGGAUGCUUAUGCCAUGAGCGGAUCUGAAGACGGUAACAUCAUGGUGUGGGACGUACUAGAAGGUUCAGCAGUCAAGACGUUACAGUUGCACAAAGGCGUUGUAUCAUCUAUUGAUUAUCAUCCGUCCGAUGUUGCCAUGGUGUCGGCAGGUGCAGACAGUAUCAUCCGUGUUUGGAGCUAAGAACAACAACCGCUCAAGGCAGGAUCUCCCUUUUAUGUCAAAGAAAAAAAAUAUUCUCGGCAUCAAAGCAAGUGGCGUGGCCUGUAGACACAUCCUUUUUUGGCUUUCUGUCUGGAACAGUGUACAACACGUGGGAUUGGGAUUUUUUGGUGGAAGGCACGUCGAUGCGAGGAUAGGCGAAAAAAAUAAAAGGUUUCAGGUUGUUGUCAAGGCGAGCUUCAAGUGUGUGUGUGUGUAUCAGAAAUAAAACAUUGUCC